Molecule: messenger RNA, 1118 nt
Organism: Phoenix dactylifera (date palm)
Lineage: Eukaryota; Viridiplantae; Streptophyta; Magnoliopsida; Arecales; Arecaceae
Source: RefSeq, a predicted model, not a curated record
CAGAAUCUUUGUGUACUUCUCACCAUCCCUUCUCUCCUUUCCACCCAACCCAACGCCGUCGCAGCGACGGUAGAACAAAAGCAGAACGAGAGGAGUGGAGAAGAGCGUGGGAGAGUGUUCCAUGAUGGAGUCGUCACAGUCCCAGAGCGUGGAGAUCGCCGGGAUCGCCGUCGCCGUGGUAGCCAUCGCCGCCGGCGCCGCCUACCUCUACCUCACUAAGAAACCCAAGGGUUGCUUGGACCCUGAAAACUUCAAGGAUUUCAAACUCGUGGAGAAAAAGCAGCUGAGUCAUAAUGUGGCCAAGUUUCGAUUCACUCUUCCUACACCUACUUCUGUCCUGGGUCUUCCUAUUGGACAACAUAUCAGUUGCAGGGGAAAGGACAGUCUUGAUGAAGAAGUUAUCAAACCAUAUACACCAACUACUCUGGACUCUGAUCUUGGGCACUUUGAACUUGUUAUAAAGAUGUAUCCUCAAGGAAGAAUGUCUCAUCAUUUCCGUGAAAUGCGAGUUGGAGAUUGCUUGUCUGUGAAGGGACCUAAGGGCCGUUUCAAAUACCAACCUGGGCAAGUCAGAGCAUUUGGAAUGAUAGCUGGAGGAUCUGGUAUAACUCCAAUGUUUCAGGUUACAAGGGCAAUACUAGAAAACCCGAAGGACAGAACAGAGGUUUAUCUUAUCUAUGCCAAUGUCACGUAUGAAGAUAUCCUGCUGAAGGAAGAACUUGAUGGCCUUGCCAGCAACUACCCAACUCGCUUCAAAAUCUACUACGUGUUAAAUCAGCCCCCUGAUCAUUGGAAUGGUGGUGUUGGUUUUGUUUCAAAGGAAAUGAUUCAAGCGCAUUGUCCUGCACCAGCACCUGACAUCCAGGUUUUGAGAUGUGGCCCACCUCCCAUGAACAAGGCUAUGGCUACCCACCUGGAUGAUUUGGGAUACACAAAGGAGAUGCAGUUCCAGUUCUAAGCCAUUUUAGUUUGUUGUUUCUUGGCUCUGACCUCCUCAAGUAUUGAAGAGGACCAUAAUAAUGUUUAACCUCAUCAUGAUAUUGUGCUUUCGUAGAAAUAUUUCUAAAGAUUUUUGGUGCUUUAAUAUUCAUUAAAGAAACCCAACUUCAUUCUAACUA